AAAGGAGAUACCGAGAGAGAGAAAGAGAGUUUCGAAGCUUGGCUUCGCGCCAAAGUGUAUUUUCCUUCAGAGAGUGGCAGUCCAACAAUGGAGGUGAAGGGGAAUAUUCCUUCAGAGUUUUAUCUUUUGCCUUAUGAGGAUCACUCAAUCGAUAUCACUGCUAGAAAGCGGAAGCGAGAAGAUGAGUACUUGAGCACUGUGCCACCUGGGUAUAGGUUCAACCCCGACGACGAUGUGCUAAUUCGGGAUUACUUGAAGCCCAAGGUCUUUAACGAGCCCAUGCCACAAAACCAGAUGAUCGACGUUAACAUAUAUCUCUACAGCCCCGAGAUUCUUGCAGAAACAUACAAACAAUAUGGAGGAGAAACUGAAAUGUACUUUUUUACUCCAAGAGAUCGAAAGUACCCAAAUGGAAGUCGUUCAUAUCGAGCAGCUGGCGAUGGAUUUUGGAGGCUUUCUGCAGCAGAGAAGCAAGUUAAAGAUUCGACAAACACUGUAAUUGGGUUUAAGAAGACACUGGUUUUCUACAAAGGAAAAUUUCCAAAGGGUGACAGCACUAACUGGCUUAUGCAUGAAUAUAGAAUCAUCAAUCCUCCAAUUGAUCAAAAUGAUAUGAAAUUGGACGACUGGACUCUAUGCAGGAUCUAUAAUUUGAGGGCGGAAGAUGCGCCACGUGGGGCCGUAGGAGGCGGAGCUGAUGUCAGGCUGGCUCGGAUCCAGAAUUUCAUGUUUAGGGGGUAGAAUUAAAAAAAUAAAAUGUAAUAAUAAUAUAAUUUUUUUGAUCUACAUAAGAGAAAAAUUGGGUCAAAGUUAUGUCUCAAUUAUUUCUCUUAUAAAUAUAUAUGACUAGUUUUUGUUAAUAAUGGGUGAUGAAUACGUCCAUU
Messenger RNA from Corylus avellana, 884 nucleotides. NCBI's taxonomy places the organism in Eukaryota, Viridiplantae, Streptophyta, Magnoliopsida, Fagales, Betulaceae. The record is from RefSeq and is a predicted model, not a curated record.